Molecule: messenger RNA, 345 nt
Organism: Funneliformis caledonium
Lineage: Eukaryota; Fungi; Glomeromycota; Glomeromycetes; Glomerales; Glomeraceae
Source: the annotation of a GenBank genome assembly
CCAUUUAUAUUACCAGAAUCCUUUACAAUGGUAUCAAAUUCACGACGUAAAAAGAAAAAAGGCAGUGAUAUUGUUGAAAUACCUGAUAAAUCUUCCACAUCACCUUUGUAUAUACUAUUUAUUAUCAAAUUACAGACCAGAAAAGUUCUAUCUAAUAUCAAGAAACAAAAGGAUAUUAUAAAAUCGUCUACAUCACGAGGUCCAUCAAUAAUACUAGCAUCAAAAAACCAACAUAUGAACGCCGAACAUCAAAAUAUUCCUCAAAAUUUGCUGAUUCCUUAUAUACAAAUACCUGUUGACAAAGUUAACAAACUCAAUGAUUUAACGGUCAACACUAGAAAAAAU